AAAAAGCCUGCGAUACACAGAAUUCCCUUUUUCCAUCCCCACUUUUAUCCCCCCUCCCUCACUUUUUCUUCCACCCUCCUCUCAUCUUCUCCGUGCACUUUUACAGCAGACAUCGUGUGUUGCAGAGCUGACAAAGACAGCAGCACAUCUGCAGGCUCCCACGGAGACAGAAAGGGGCAAAGGAGGGAUUUGAAUUUCUUUUUUUAUUCUUCUUAUCUUACAGAAGGAGUUGCCAGCGUGAGGAAUUACGAGCAACGCUUUUUUUUUCUUCUGAUAAUCUCAAGGAUUCUUGGAUUUAUGCCUUUUUCCUAAGAAACUCACCACUGAAAUAUUUCUUGCCAUCCCCAUUUGGCUCAUUUGUUUGACUGGCAGUGGUCCUUGUGACAGUGGUGGUGGUGGUGAAGAAGCCGGGGCAGGCAUGGCCCAGCAGGCAAGCAUGGGGGUGACCCACCAGGACACCCUGGCUGUUCCCCCCAUGCCUAAACAUUCUGGGCUGAAUGAGGACCUGGUGAAGAUUCUGCGGGAGAACCUUCUGCAGCCGGAGAGGCCACGGGGACACCGGCGGUCACCCUCCUCCAUCUCCCCGCGCCUUUCUCCCCGUAACUCUCCGCGGUUGCUUCGUCGCAUGCUGCUCAACAACAACAUCCACAAACAGAGACGCUUCACCGUCGCACACACAUGUUUUGAUGUGGACAAUGGCACAUCAUCAGGUCGGAGCCCCCUGGACCCGAUGGCCAGCCCAGGCUCAGGACUCAUCCUGCAGGCCAAUUUUGUCCACAGCCAACGGAGAGAGUCGUUCCUCUACCGCUCGGACAGCGACUACGACCUCUCGCCCAAGUCUAUGUCCCGAAACUCCUCCAUUGCAAGUGACAUUCACGGUGACGAUAUGAUUGUAACACCAUUUGCACAGGUUCUCGCCAGUUUGCGGACUGUACGGAAUAACUUUGGUGCAUUAACUAAUUUGCAGCAAGACAGAGCAUCCAAUAAGAGAUCACCCAUGUGCAACCCACCUCCCAUCACCAAGACCACCUUCACAGAGGAGGCCUACCAGAAGCUGGCUACAGAGACCCUAGAGGAGCUGGACUGGUGCCUGGACCAGCUUGAGACACUGCAGACGAGACACUCAGUCAGCGAGAUGGCCUCCAACAAGUUCAAGAGAAUGUUGAACAGGGAGCUGACUCACCUAUCGGAGAUGAGCCGCUCUGGGAACCAGGUGUCCGAGUUCAUCUCCAGCACUUUCCUUGAUAAGCAACAUGAAGUAGAGAUGCCGUCCCCUCACAUGCAGAAGGACAAGGAAAAGAAGAACAAGCCCAUGUCUCAGAUCAGUGGCGUGAAAAAGCUGCAACACUCCUCUAGCCUCACCAACUCCAAUAUCCCUCGCUUCGGCGUCAAGACAGAGACGGAGGAUGAACUUGCUAAGGAGCUGGAGCAUGUGAAUAAAUGGGGCCUUAACAUUUUCAAAAUCUCAGAGUUUUCUGGGAACCGGCCACUCACAGUCAUGAUGUACACAAUAUUCCAGGAGCGAGAUUUGUUAAAAACAUUUAAAAUUCCACUUGACACCUUUAUAACGUACCUGAUGACCUUAGAAGACCAUUACCAUGGUGACGUGGCCUAUCAUAAUAACAUCCAUGCUGCUGACGUCACCCAGUCGACUCACGUGCUGCUAUCCUCCCCCGCCCUAGAGGCGGUGUUCACAGACCUCGAGAUCCUUGCUGCCAUCUUUGCCAGUGCAAUUCACGACGUAGACCAUCCUGGAGUCUCCAACCAGUUUCUCAUCAACACCAAUUCUGAGCUCGCGCUGAUGUACAAUGACUCGUCUGUGCUGGAGAACCACCAUCUGGCUGUCGGUUUCAAGCUCCUACAAGAGGAGAACUGUGACAUCUUCCAAAACCUGACCAAAAAACAGCGACAAUCACUGCGAAAGAUGGUCAUUGACAUUGUUUUAGCGACCGAUAUGUCAAAGCACAUGAAUCUACUGGCUGAUCUGAAAACCAUGGUGGAAACCAAGAAGGUGACCAGCUCUGGUGUUCUGCUGCUGGACAACUACUCUGACAGGAUACAGGUUCUUCAGAAUAUGGUGCAUUGUGCAGACUUGAGCAACCCAACGAAGCCUCUCCAGCUGUACCGGCAGUGGACCGACCGGAUCAUGGAGGAGUUCUUUAGCCAGGGUGACCGUGAGAGGGAGCGGGGCAUGGAGAUCAGCCCGAUGUGUGACAAACACAACGCAUCAGUAGAAAAGAACCAGGUGGGCUUCAUCGACUACAUUGUUCAUCCACUGUGGGAGACAUGGGCUGACCUGGUCCACCCUGAUGCCCAGGACAUCCUUGACAUGUUAGAAGACAACAGGGAAUGGUACCAAAGCACUAUCCCCCAAAGUCCUUCUCCCGCUCUGGACGAGCCCGAGGACGGCAGUCGACCUCCAGGAGGGGACAAAUUCCAGUUUGAGCUCACCCUGGAGGAGGACGGUGAGUCAGACACGGAGAAGGACAGCGGGAGCCAACCAGAGGAAGAUGAAGAGGAGGAGAACAGCUGUACUGACACUAAAACACUCUGCACGCAGGACUCUGAAUCAACAGAAAUUCCAUUGGACGAGCAGGUCGGGGAGGAGGAGGAGGAGGAAGAGGAGGUAGUAGAAGAAGAAGAAGAAGAAGGGGAGACCUCCUGCUCGCAACCAUGUGUUGUGAAAGAGGAGGUGGUAGAGGAGGAGGAAAAGGAGAAAGAGGAGUCUCCUGACACAUAGCAGUGUAUGACAGCACCUGAUGAACUGUUCUUCUUAGUAAUCACAGAUGAUGUUUUGUAGAAUGUUUUUUUUUUUUUUUUAGUUUUUGUGUGUAUGUUUUGUUUUGUUUGUUCAUUUGUUUUAAAUCUUCCACAUUUAUGUUUCCAAAGUGUGCUGCUUUCCACCAUGGCCACUCCUCUCGUCAGCUUCAGUCAGACACGCCCAUCAGUACUUGGUGAAGUUUUUUUGCACUCAGGAAACCUCCUCUCUAUUCCCUUUAGUACUGAAGUGGUGUGUCUUUUUCCACCUUAAGUCUCAUUUUCCUCCCCCUCCGCUUUGUCUCAGCCUUGCCUGAAGUCUGCUUUCUGUGUUGUAUUAAAGUGCCCAUGAUCUCCAGAGAAGGUAAUCCAUGGGACCGAGGACAACCUCCCUCAUGGUUUACGCCUUUCCUCCCCUCUGCCAAUUGAGAGACGUGUUGUGAUGAAAAGUGAUAAAAAGCUGCAGCUCACUGGGGAGCUUUUUUUUAUUUAUUUAUUUUUUGAGACACCUUUGGAAGUCUUCCUUAAAAACCUGACAGACACAAAGCCCAAAUCUAAUAAACAGCCAUGAUGCUGUCGUAGACCUCUUUAAUUUUUGUAUUGUAAUGUAUGUAUGAUUCAUAUAUUUUGUAGAAUUUUUAAAUCUUAGGCUUAUUUUAAUUUUUUAGCAAAAGAAAAAAGAAAAGGAAAAAAAGAUGGAAGAAAUGUCCUUUAGAAACCGGAAAGUGAGACUGGGGGAAAAUGUAUGGGCAUGCUUGGAGGGGAUCUAUACAGCUGCGAUGCUUUUGGGUGUUUUGAGCUGUUUGCACUUGCUCCAAUAGCAUUUAUACAACUAUUCUCAUGUGUCUGUUCCCAUAUUUAUUUAAUCUUCUUUGUCUGGAAUUAAUUCAUUUGAUGAAAACUUUCCCUUUUUUUAAGAAUCCUGUUAUCUUGCGCUUGACUCAUUGAAAUUAUUUUGAACAGAUGUGAAUGAAGCCUUUAAAUUUAUUAUUAUUGUUGCCUGCAGUUCUUUUGAACACACCCUGAGACAAUGCAAUGCUUUGUAGUCAAUUUUAAAACAAAAAAGCACCUUUUUUAGAAGCUUGAUUAGUGCUCUCUGUGUACAGGUAUAGAAAUGAUGUUUAAAAUUAUUUGGUAGAUUUUAUACCAAUGUUACAAAAAGCUUUUAUUUUUUAUUGUUGUGUUUCAUAAACACCAACAACAACAACCAUGUACUUUUGCUUGAUGAGCUUGCAAACGUUUUUAUAAGCUACUUGUCAUACACUCAAGCCAGGUCUUUGCUGUGCUAUAUUAAUUUAUUUUUGAAUAUAUUUUUGCCAUCCCAACACUGAACCUAGGUUUUUUUGUUUGUUUGUUUGUUUUUUUGACAAGACAAUCAGCUCCAUCGUGCGGUCGUCAAAGGAAUAAUCAUUAACGUAGAUACUUUAAUGCACUGAUAUGUUCAUGCGUAACCACUUUUAACUUGCAAAAUACCAAGGCUUUCAACAACGCUGUCUCACAAAACUCAUUUUCCCACUUCACAUAUAUUAUUUAUUAGAUUAUUUUGGAAUUUUAUUGAGUCACUUUUGCAAUAUAAAGGUGGUACAGUAAAUAUUCACUGUAGCAUAAACCACAUUACAGGCUUGCCAGUUACAAUACCCAGAUAUGCGUUUUUGUCUGUGUACAUAAACUGUAGACUCUCAACAAAUGUAAAGAGAAAAAGAGGAAAAAUACACUUGAAAUAAUGCACACUGCUUUUCUAGAAGAGCUUAUUUUAAUUAUGUGUCAUUUCAAAACCUUUUGAUUUUGUGCCAAGAUUUUUCUCUUUUUUUUCCAUCCUCACCCAAUGCCCUUACCUGUAAAACAAUUUUCUGGUUUUAUUGCUGUUUACAAACAUAUUUAUUGUGCUGUAUAUAAUAUAUAAUUGUUAAUGUUAUUACUAUCAUAAUGCCGUUUGUUGUAAAUGGUUGAUUCGUAUCAUCCCUUUUGGUGAUGGUGUGGCUGUACUGCGUACCUCUUGUUGAGAGAAUGUUUAUCACACACAAGACAGCGUAAAACGAUCCUGAGAGCUCGCUGAGUAAAGCGAAGGAGAGAGGGGAAAGCCAAAUUGUUUUUUGUUUUUUUUAACUGUUCCUUGGCCCAUGGGCUGUGCCUUAAAUUCAGCGCAUGUUAUUUACUUUAGCCUUUUUCUCCUUUAUUAUACAGUUUUUGCUGCAUUAGCAGAUCUCUUGGCUUAGGUUGUCUGGAUCUUCUCUUGCAAUUUUGUUAGGAAUUUUACAAAUGUUGCCUUUUUAGUAUAUCACAGUCAAACACAAUCCAUUUUCUCCAAAAACGAGGCACUGGGUAGAACGUGUUUGUCAGUGUAGAUGAUUGCAGAGAUUCAGGUCAACUACAAGUCAAAGAUUUGUUACUUGAGUGUUGUGUGGACAGCAGCCAGAUACCCAAGAAUCGUAUUUUAUUUGUAGACCUGUCAUGAACUAAUCACUCUGUCUCUGGCCCCUAAAAGAUGUGAGACAGUAUAUCAGAUUGAACCAAUGUGGGCAUAACUGAAAAGGCCACAGCAGGAGUGUGAAAUUGAUUCUCGACAGAGGUCUGCAAAGCACCAAGACGCACCUGGAUGUUCAGCCACUGCUGCAUUAAUUCUGGCUGUAACACUGACAGUGUGUUGUAUUAUCUGGCUUGGCCCACACGUCUACUCACAUUACUUGCAAUAUCCCAAACCACUAACAUCUUUCUGCCUGGACAGUCUGUAGAAAGCAGGGACUGGGGGGUGGGGGAGUAUUAUCACUGUCCCACGGCAGGGUCUCUUAUGUUGACACACAUACUGUAGAUUCUAACAGCCCUGGACCAAUGGAAACAGUGCAUUCUUUUCUCAUCAUGUGUUCUAUUUUUUAUGGUAUGAAAGAAAUACACAAACUGUAAAUUUAAGAAAAGGUCUUCAGGACAAUUAUUUUUUGGGUUAUGUCUUUAGAAUGCCAACCUGUCAGGAGGUUUCACAGGAAAACUAAAAUGUUAUUUUAAUGGAUCCUUGUUAAUUGCAGUCUAUUGGAUAGCACUGUAGAUCAUACAACUUUAUGUAAAAAAAAACAAAAACAAAAAUGGAUUCAAAAAAAGUUUUAUAUGCAAUGGAUUAAAUAAAAGCAUGAGUUGAUUCUGCCUACUCA
This is a messenger RNA of Thalassophryne amazonica, 5900 nucleotides long. It is a transcript of the gene pde4d, whose product is annotated as phosphodiesterase 4D, cAMP-specific. Bases 419 to 2740 code for a protein of 773 amino acids. The record is from RefSeq and is a predicted model, not a curated record. Gene Ontology annotation, cellular component: cytosol; perinuclear region of cytoplasm; nucleus. Gene Ontology annotation, biological process: signal transduction. Lineage: Eukaryota; Metazoa; Chordata; Actinopteri; Batrachoidiformes; Batrachoididae. Gene Ontology annotation, molecular function: 3',5'-cyclic-AMP phosphodiesterase activity. The transcript has 15 exons.